UCCACAGUAUAAAUAUCACCAUCAAGUGCACAGGAUCUGAUUCCCAAGAGCGUCUGUCUACAAUGAAGUUCCUUGUGACACUCGCUCUCGCACUCGCUGUGGUGGUGGCACUGAGUAAUGCUGCCUGCUAUAGAGGAAAACUAACCAAGGAUUUUAGAACAGGAAAUACAGGUUGUUUGAUGAAUGAAAAGCUACACAGUAUUGGUGACCAGUGGAAGACUGAAGACUGUUUGGAAUGCUCGUGCAGUAGCGGUGGAUCCCAAUGUUGUACCACAUAUUUCACUCCAGCUGGCUUCAAUACGGAAGAAUGUGAAUCUAUUUUCGAUAAAGCAAGCUGCAGUUACAAUGUGGUAAAAAAGGACGACCACUCUGUAACCUGCGAAUUUACCGAAAUGAUUGGUUAACGUGACGGUCACCUUCCAUCUGCUGGAGAGCAGUGAUUCACCGAGCUACAAGUUACAGCGUUCUCUUACUGCACGUGCACUAGUGCUGCUUCCUAUACUGAAUUCUAAUUAAACGACAAUAAAUAUUGCUAUGUA
Molecule: messenger RNA, 539 nt
Organism: Bombina bombina (fire-bellied toad)
Lineage: Eukaryota; Metazoa; Chordata; Amphibia; Anura; Bombinatoridae
Product: beta-microseminoprotein
Exons: 4
Coding region: 63-404 (113 amino acids)
Source: RefSeq, a predicted model, not a curated record